Messenger RNA from Anopheles funestus (African malaria mosquito), 520 nucleotides. RefSeq lists its product as uncharacterized. Bases 1 to 447 code for a protein of 148 amino acids. The transcript has a single exon. The record is from RefSeq and is a predicted model, not a curated record. NCBI's taxonomy places the organism in Eukaryota, Metazoa, Arthropoda, Insecta, Diptera, Culicidae.
AUGCAACGGAGGAAAGUGACAACGAGUUGUUAUGGUUUUGUGGUAAAAUUAUUGUUCAAAAUAAAAAUCGCCGGAAGGACGAUGACUCUGUUCCAACAACCACGCUGGCUGCGAAAAUGGAUUCGACGCCGAACAAAUCCAAUACCGAUGGACCGGGCGCAUCUUUGGAAACGUCGCUUGAGCUUAUUCUACGCAAUAGUGGCUUGGAAUGCUUUCGGAGGCGUUUGUUACAUGAUCUACACCGGGCGCAAUGAUUGGGCUAAGUUUUAUGGGUACAAAAGUGAGGAAGAAGCACAGCUGCCACAGGCCGUUCGUUUUGCAAAGCAGCUCAAUCUUCCGAACGCAAAAGUCGUCAAGCUAACCGGGCUCACCAAAACAGACGAGUACGAACUGAAAGAUCAUCAAGUUUUGCGCCAAGCUGAUGGCAGUGCUAGUGUAGAAAAGUAGAACCAUGCGUAGCGCUUUGUAUGAAAUAUUUACUUUAUUCGUGUAAAAAUAAUAAUGAUAUAUGAAAGAUGUA